GGCCUGUCGCCGACCAUGCCGCUGGAUCACCGCCGCCUGCGCGGCCCGGAGGAGUCGCAGCCGCCGACGCUGUGGGCAGCGACCGCGGCCGAGGAUGAUGAGGAGGAGGGCGCGGGGGCGGCGCCGCGGGACCCCUGCGCCCUGCGGCCGCUGUUCGCGCGGGCCGGGCUGCUGAGCCAGGCGCAGGGUUCGGCCUACGUGGAGCUGGGCAGCGGCACCAAGGUGCUCUGCGCCGCCUGGGGCCCGCGGGAGGCGGCCGAGCCCGGGCCGGGCCGGCUGCUCUGCGAGUUCCGCCGGGCGCCGUUCGCGGGGCGCGGGGCGCGGGGCCGGCCGGGAGCGGCGGCGGAACGGGAGGCGGAGCGGGAGGCGGCGGCGGCGCUGCGGGAGGCGCUGGAGCCGGCGGUGCGGCUGGGCCGCUACCCGCGGGCUCGGCUGGCCGUCAGCGCGCUGCUGCUGCAGGACGGGGGCUCGGCGCUGGCCGCUGCCGUCAGCGCCGCCGCCCUGGCGCUGGCGGACGCGGGAGUGGAGAUGUACGAUCUGGCCGUGGGCUGCGCGCUGAGCCGGCCGCCCGCUCCCGCCGCCUCAUGGAUGCUGCAGCCCGCCGAGCCCGAGGAGCGCCGCGCCGCCGCUCGCCUCACGCUGGCCCUGCUGCCCGCCCUCAACCAGGUGUCGGCCGUGCUGGGCGGCGGCCGGGGCGGCCCGCCCGAGGACUGGGCGCAAGCCCUGCGGCUCGGGCUCGAUGGCUGCCACCGGCAGUACCCGGUGCUGCGGCAGAGCCUGCUGCGGGCCGCCCAGCGCCGCGAUGCUGCCGCCGCUGCCACCACCGCCGCCUCCGCCACCAGUGCCUGAGUGCCCGUGAGAGCUGCGUUCGCCAGGCUGGGGAUGGGGCAUCUCCCAGAGCCCGCCCAAGCUGCUUUCAAUGCUGCCGGAGACCCCUGGAGCCUGCCUGAACCACACGUCACUGUUGUGGAUUAAAAUAAGUUUACUUUUAGAAUCUUAGAAGUUUAUUAAGUUGAAGAUUAAUUGUAACUGUGGUGAAGCCCCAGACCCAGCCCGAUCCGUGCCUCUGCUUCUGGAGACUGGAUGAGCCAGCCUUUGCACUCCUCGUGCUGCCCGCACAGCUGGAGGCCCAAGAACUGUGCUCAAGAAAUCUGCACGCCCCCCACACAAUGCCCAAGCACCCCGGAGUGCAUCUGAGAAGUCCUUGUGUUGCAGGACACCAUUCCUGACUGGCACCGUGGGAUCCAAACAGCCUUGCGCGCUGCUGAAGCCCCUGAAGAGCAACUUCCAUACUGCCUCUGCAGCCAGAUGCUGCCCGAGACCUCCCUCCCAGCAAUUGCUGCUACUCUAGUCCCCCACAUCUCACCUCAGGGUGUUCACAGCACCAGGCUGAAACCCUCACUUGAAGUCUCCACCAUACCCAUGUGUGCAGGCAGCAUCUAGUCAGCACCAGGCAGGACCUGUGUCAUGGCAUGGACUGCACAUCCCUUGGACUUCUUGCCCAGGCAGUG
Messenger RNA from Cinclus cinclus, 1511 nucleotides. It is a transcript of the gene EXOSC6, whose product is annotated as exosome component 6. Gene Ontology annotation, biological process: poly(A)-dependent snoRNA 3'-end processing; U4 snRNA 3'-end processing; nuclear mRNA surveillance. Gene Ontology annotation, cellular component: cytoplasmic exosome (RNase complex); nucleolus; nuclear exosome (RNase complex). The record is from RefSeq and is a predicted model, not a curated record. The transcript has a single exon. Bases 16 to 849 code for a protein of 277 amino acids. Lineage: Eukaryota; Metazoa; Chordata; Aves; Passeriformes; Cinclidae.